AUGAGGCUAUCCCUUUUCAUCGCGGGUGCUUUUGUAUCCGCCGUUACCGGCAUCUCCCCGGAAUUCCAGAAUGUCCUUCAAAAUACACACAAAAGCAACGAAUAUGAAUACCCUACGGAUUUUACGAGGGGGAUAAUGCCUAUCCCAGUUCAUUCGCACAAUGAUUAUUGGAGAGAUAUUCCAUUCUAUACCGGUCUUUCGAAGGGGUGUAUAUCUACUGAGGCGGAUGUUUGGCUGUACAAUGGCACUCUUUUUGUCGGUCAUGAUGAAUCCUCUUUGACAGACACGCGCACUUUGGAGUCCCUCUAUAUAAAUCCGAUCCUGGAUGUCCUCAGACGUCAGAAUCCUGAGAGUCGGUUUGUAUCUGAGCCUACGAAACACGGCGUCUUCGACACUGUCAGAGAUCAGACCCUUUACUUCUUCAUUGAUGUGAAGACUUCCGGCCCCGAGACAUUUGACGCUGUCAUCUCGGCACUGAAACCACUCCGUGAGAAGGGCUAUCUCACAUACUUGAAGGACAACAGGACCGUCAACUACGGACCCGUCACCGUCAUCGGUACAGGCAACACGCCCCUCAAUAAGGUGGCCUCUACUCCAGACCGAGACUACUUCUUUGACGCACCGUUGGAUGCUUUGGAUGACCCGCAGUACGAGAAAAUCACAUCUCAAAUCUCUCCCAUUGCAUCUGCCAGCUUCAAGGAUGCCGUCGGGGUCAUAACUUCUGACACGGAUCCUAUCCUGAACGAUGAGCAGACGAAGGCACUUCGUUCGCAGAUUACUGUUGCGAAGGAGAGGGGAAUUGGGGCUAGGUAUUGGGAGACACCGUAUUAUCCGAUUAGAACGAGAAACCUUGUUUGGCGGACGUUGCUCCGGGAGGGCGUUACGUUGCUGAAUGCCGAUGAUUUGGAGGCUGUUGGGGAAUUGUUUUGA
Molecule: messenger RNA, 930 nt
Organism: Aspergillus chevalieri
Lineage: Eukaryota; Fungi; Ascomycota; Eurotiomycetes; Eurotiales; Aspergillaceae
Exons: 5
Coding region: 1-930 (309 amino acids)
Biological process (GO): lipid metabolic process
Molecular function (GO): phosphoric diester hydrolase activity
Source: RefSeq, a predicted model, not a curated record